UAAGCCUAAACAUGGCUGCACAGGACCGAAGAAACAUUCGAGUGUUAACUAUUGAAAACUAUGUUUCGUUUAGAGAAGUUGUCGUCAUUUUUAGUUGGGUUUCAGACUCGUAGACUGAACUACUGUAAUUUUUGAAAUCAUACAUUUAUCAGUUUAUUGUUGCUGCUAACUGCGUUCUCUGAUUUGCGCCGCUGAUUAUUUGGUAGCGAGUAGUACAUAUUAUGGGAUGUUGGACACGUGCACUGUUUAGUCAUUGUUUUCUCAUGUUGUGACAUUGAGUAGUGGGUAGUGUCCAAACUAUUUAAAUGACUAUCAAAAAAUUAAUGAAUCUACACUCACUAUUCCAUUACUAUAUGAUUUGUACAUUAUUUUAUUCUACAUACUAUAAUAAUUGUCUCGAACCUGAGGGUAUCCUGACAUUGGGUUGUUUAUAUGGAAAUGUAUUGAAGCCUUUUCUAUUAGCUGUGACUUGUUCAGGUGGGAUUGUCCUCUUAACCUUUUUUGUUGUUGUUGUUGUAAUUAUUUGAACAUGUAGGUCUAGUAUUUUGUUCGGUUGAGAAGGAUCCUGUUCUAGAGUACAGGUUGUCAAACCUGUUCCUGGAGUACUCCCUUUCCUGCACAAUUUAGUGUUUUCCCUGCUCUUAGCACACCUGGUUCACCUGACUAACCGUGCUUCCUGAGUUAAGUCAAAAGUUUAGGGGGGAAAACACUAAAAUAUGCAGGACAGGGGGUACUCCAGGACCUGGGUUGGGAGCCUGUGGUCUAGAGGAUGGCUGUCACAUGGAGUCACAUGCUGCCUGGUGAUGCCUUAGCUGCACCGGAGGUUAAGGGUCAUGUGUGUAUGGUCAUUGUGCUGUGACUUAUCACCGCUAGGCUAUAUUAGAAACAACACUGAAAACUGCUUAUGUUCAAAUGUGAUUAAACAUAUAGGCCUACAUCGACAAUGCUGAAGUUUUGUCUUAAUGAAACCGGUGCAAAUGCAGAUGAUUUGCAGACAACAUACUCGGAAUGCAACUUCUAUAUAAUUUACUUUUAAUUUCUGUCUAUACCAAAGCCCAGUCUCGCUCUUCCGGCAAAGUACUUGCUUUCUAGCUUGGUUUCCAGCAUUUUGGAAAGCAGUAUCAGUAUAAUGGAGACUUUCAUAUUAGAUCUGGGGCUUCUUCUGUGCUCUAUAGCCUUGAUUCUCCAUGACUGACCACAGGUCUUGUGUCCAGCUGAACACUGGAGUUCAGAUGCCACUGUUGGGUUUGGGCACGUACCGUUUGCAAGGCUGUGAGGAAAUUUAUCAGACUGUGGAUGCUGCCUUAACAGCAGGCUACAGAGCUUUCGAUACAGCAGCAGUGUACCGCAACGAGGCAGACAUUGGCCAGGCCCUUUGCACCUUGUUGCCCAAGCACGGGCUUUCCAGAGCUGAUGUGUUCAUAACGACUAAACUAAGUCCAAAGGACCAGGGUUGGAAAGCCAAGGAUGGCUGUUUGAGAAGCCUGGAGCAAUUAGGCUUAGAUUAUAUUGACCUGUUUCUUAUUCACUGGCCUGGUACACAAGGGUUGGAUGUGAAGGAUAAGCGAAACCCUGAAAAUCGAGCUCAAAGUUGGGCAACCUUGGAGGAGUUCCACGCAGAGGGAAAGUUCCGUGCCAUUGGAGUGUCGAAUUACACGGUGAAGCACAUGGAGGAGCUGCUGAAGAGCUGCACAGUCAUUCCAGCUGUUCUCCAGGUGGAGUUCCACCCCAGGUUGGUCCAGAGGGAGCUCAGGGAAUUGUGUGAGAAAAGUGGAGUAUGUUUCCAAGCAUACUCCUCCUUGGGGACAGGCGUCCUCCUCUCUGAUCCUCUGGUUCUCGAGAUAGCAGAACGUUAUGGAAAAACUCCGGCUCAGGUGCUUCUGAGGUGGGCUGUGCAGCAAAACAUACCCGUGUUGCCGAAAUCAUGCCAGCCCAACAGGGUGCAGGAGAACGGGUGCUUGUUUGACUUUGAGCUAAGUGACGGUGACAUGGCAACGCUUUCUGCUCUGGACUGCAGGGAGAAGUUCUGUUGGGACCCUUCGCUGGUACUCUAGACUACCUCCAGUGUCAGACAGUUCUAGAUGCUGGUUUAGGUUUAGUCAACUGGUUGUUGGGUAAUAUAUUACUUCAUGAGUUUAUUGGUGAAAUUGAUUAUGGUGUCAGGGCUCUCAUAGUUGAACAUGAGAUACAUAUACAGUGCUGUGAAAAAGUAUUCUUUAUUCCUUCAGUUUUUGUGUCUCUCUCAUACUAAAUAGUUUCAGAAAUUAAAACAAUCUAAGAUAAACCAAAGCCAACCUGAAUAAACGCAAAAUACAGUUUUUAA
Molecule: messenger RNA, 2323 nt
Organism: Ictalurus furcatus (blue catfish)
Lineage: Eukaryota; Metazoa; Chordata; Actinopteri; Siluriformes; Ictaluridae
Exons: 2
Coding region: 1188-2054 (288 amino acids)
Molecular function (GO): oxidoreductase activity
Source: RefSeq, a predicted model, not a curated record